Molecule: messenger RNA, 2046 nt
Organism: Carassius carassius (crucian carp)
Lineage: Eukaryota; Metazoa; Chordata; Actinopteri; Cypriniformes; Cyprinidae
Gene: spon2b
Product: spondin 2b, extracellular matrix protein
Exons: 6
Coding region: 481-1485 (334 amino acids)
Biological process (GO): cell adhesion
Cellular component (GO): extracellular matrix
Source: RefSeq, a predicted model, not a curated record
AGAAGGGUGAGCAGCAAAACGUGAGCAUGUGGAAGCAAUUACUGGCUGCAGGCGGGAUCUGUUAGCUUUUGGCUUACUGGGUGCCUCCACACUGCUGAUCUACCAGUCAAGCCUGUUUCCACAAUCAACCAUCCCCACAAUAUUACCUCCUCAACUGGAUACGAAUCCCUCAGGAGCUUCAUAUACUGCUGCUUUCUCUAUGCAUCUCUGGUUGGGAGAGGAAAAAAAGUGUGAAUCUGCUGAGACCAAAGGGGAAAUCCCACAUGGAAUUGUAAUGUAGAGUGUGGAGAGUUCGAUACUACAUCUGGGAGGGGUCAGGAGGUUAUUAAAAUUGUUUGAGUGUGGGGACCGCUGGAAACGCAUAAAUAGCUGGAAGACACACAGUAAUCUUGCAGUCUUCCUCUGAAUGCCUGGGCACAGGUGACCUCCACUUAGCUUUUCUGCAGAAAAUUUCAUCGUUCACUGCAAACCCAAACCAGCAUGGAAAAGAUGACAUCUUUGAAAGUGAACUGCUGGCUGCAGUGGCUUACCGUGACUCUGGCCCUGCUGAGUAAAGUCCCUGCAAUGCCGGUCGACGUGGAUCGCAUGUGCAUGGCACCAUCUGCAGCCAAGUACAGACUGACAUUUACUGGCCAGUGGACUCAGACUGCCUUCCCCAAACACUACCCUCUGUACAGGCCGCCUGCUCAGUGGUCCCCCAUCAUUGGAGUAACUCACAGCUCAGACUAUCACAUCUGGCAAAGGAACGAGUACGCCAGUAAUGGGGUGAGAGAGUUCUCUGAGAGAGGAGAGGCUUGGACACUGAUAAAAGAAGUGGAGGCAGCUGGAGAACGGAUCCAGAGUGUCUAUGGCCUCUUCUCAGCACCAGCUGUGGUUGGAGGAACCGGUCAGGCAAUCACAGAAUUUGAGGUCUAUGCAAGACACUCUUUACUGUCCUUCAUUGUCCGCAUUGUGCCAAGUCCUGACUGGUUUGUUGGAAUAAACAGUCUAAAUUUGUGCGAGGGUGAUAACUGGAUAGAAAACAUAAGCCUAGAUCUCUACCCCUAUGAUGCCGGCACAGACAGUGGUUUCACCUUCUCCUCACCAAACUUUGAGACCAUUCCUCAAGACAAGAUCACGCAGAUAACCGCAUCAUUCCCAAGUCACCCUGCAAACUCCUUCUACUAUCCCAGACUGAAGCAUCUCCCCCCAAUAGCCAAAGUCUCCCUAACAAAGAUCAAGAACAACUUGAUCUUCAGCUUACCCAUUGAGCCGACCCACUCCAAUCAGAUUCCAAGCGGGAAUGAGAUAGAUGGGUCUCUCAUAAAGACCCCUCUGGACUGUGAAGUUUCUGUCUGGUCACCUUGGGGUCUUUGUAAGGGCCAGUGUGGUGCGAAAGGAGUAAAACACAGAACUCGCUAUAUUCACAUGCAUCCUGCAAACAAUGGGGCUGCAUGCCCACCCCUAGAGGAAAAGAGGCUAUGUAUCCCUGACAACUGUGUGUGAAUAUAAAGAGGACCUACCAACCAUACCUCAUCAACUGGGAACAAUCUACUGGUUAACAGCUUUAAAAUGAGACAUUAUAAAUGGAAUGACUUUGUUAUUAUAAACUAUGAUGUCAUGGGUUAACAAGCUUAAACUUGGUAAUGAAUGGGCUAGGCAACAUAUCCCAACUUAAAAAGAAGACUGAAGUACCCAAAGCAAAUUCUCAGUAAGUGUAUCACAAAUGAGAGUGAAAUAUGAGGAACUGCCGAUUCUAUACUUUCAAUACAGCAAUAUUUGCUGUAUUUUGCAAAAUAGCAGACUGAGUUUUGUGGCUGGGUUUGCUGUAAGUUUCACACUCUGUCCUCAUGCACUGUUCAUGGAGUCUGGUGCUCUCUGGUGGGAAAAAAAAACAACUUUCCACUGACAUUAUCAAGCUCAAUCGUUGAGACUAACAUCUUCAGUAAAAAAUACUUUGUUGUCCUCAAAACAUGUUGCAUCAGUGGAUGAUAUCUGUAAAUUAAUUGCAAAACUGUAUAUAAAAUUGUACAUACAAAUAAAUAAAUCCUUCUGAAUUCCACUGAA